Molecule: messenger RNA, 1440 nt
Organism: Saccharomyces mikatae IFO 1815
Lineage: Eukaryota; Fungi; Ascomycota; Saccharomycetes; Saccharomycetales; Saccharomycetaceae
Gene: PFU1
Product: Pfu1p
Exons: 1
Coding region: 1-1440 (479 amino acids)
Source: RefSeq, a predicted model, not a curated record
AUGGCCAAUAAAUCACGACCCAAGAAAAUCAAAGCUCCAUACAGGAAGUAUGUCGCAGGAGAAGGUUUCUCCUCUACAAGAAAUGAUAAUAAAGCUAAAGAAUUCACUAUCACUGUACCGGACAAUGCAGAGCUAAUUGAGACUCCGCAGGGAUCUUAUUACUAUGAUGAAGCCAAUGAUACUAUAGUCAAGUUAACACGACUGAGCAGCAAUAAAAAGAAUAAAAAAGGACAUAAACAGUCGCCAUUGUCACCGUCAUCGUCAUCGCGUCCCAAAGGAGAGAAGGAAGGACAAGUUAUGGAGAGUGAGAAAACUAACACUCUUUCCCUAUCAUUAAGGAUGGCUUUACCAUGGGAGCUACAGUAUAGAAUAAUCCAUUACCUCGAUAUACCAGGGGAAAAUGAAAAUACCAAUAAAGUAACUAAUGGGAAAAAAAUAACUACUGGAAUUAUUAUGAACUAUCUACUAGUUUGUAAAAACUGGUAUUGCAUGUGUCUACCAAAGCUGUACUUUGCGCCAGCACUAACAAGUAAGAAUUUCAAUGGAUUUGUUGAUACUAUAAUUAUAAAUAAAAAGAAGAAUUUAGGACAUUAUGUUUAUGAGUUGAACUUAUCUACAAUUUUACAAAGUGGUAGAAAUUCAUUCGUUUCUAAGCUGUUGCGACGAUGCUGCUCUAAUUUAACUAAAUUCAUUGCUCCACAGACAAGCUUUGGCUAUGCUCCCCUGAUUUCAUUGAAAUCGUGCCAUGAUUUGAAAUUCCUAGACCUGGGUUUGGUGUCAGAAACGGUCAAGCUAAAGGAAUUGUUUUCUGCUAUUAAAAACUUCACUAAAUUAACGCAUUUAUCUUUUCCUAGAUCAUCUAUUGACUGCCAGGGAUUUCAAGAUAUUGAAUGGCCACAGAACCUCAGAUAUUUAAAAUUGAGCGGAGGUAUCACCAAUGAAUUUGUUAUUGAUACGAAAUGGCCAAAGACUAUUACCACCUUAGAAUUUUCCUAUUGCCCUCAAAUAAUGGAGUUGUCUAUUUAUUCCUUGUUGUCACAAAUCGGUGAUAAUUUAAAGCACUUAUUUUUCCAUUAUCCAAUGCCAUCUUUGACGGAAAACUCUUUAGACCAUGUCUUCACGUAUUGUGCUAAUUUGAUUUCUUUGCAAAUCAUGGUAGAUUACUGUUCCAAGUGGUGUUUUUCGGAAUUCAUGCUGAGCAAAUUAGUGGAAUAUGACAGGCCCCUUAAAACAUUAUACUUGGAAUGUAGUGGAUCCUUGGGAUUAGCUUCUAAGAUUCAUCCCGACGAUUUGACUAUAGCCAUAUUAGAAUCCAGGCUACCAUGUUUGAAGAACAUAUGCGUUUCUCCCAAGCUAGGUUGGAAUAUGAAGAGUGAUGAGGUCACCGACCUAGUGGUCUCUUUGGAAGAUCAAGAUGGUAGUUUAUAUUUAAAUUAUUAG